AACAGCCCUGUCAUUGACUAGAAUGGGCUAAUUGUUCCGAAAACAAGGUGCAAACGUGCCAGUAAAGAAAAUAACAUUUAAACAUGUCUAAUGACAUUUCGAAGAAGAAGGGGAAGAGUUCCGGUGAGAAAAGGGCGAAGAAAAAGGUGAAGCGAAAAGAGACAUACGCCAUGUACAUCUAUAAAGUUUUGAAACAGGUUCAUCCGGACACGGGCAUCUCCAGCCGGGCCAUGAGCAUAAUGAACUCCUUCGUCAACGACUUGUUCGAGAGGAUCGCCACUGAAGCGUCCCGCUUGGCUCAGUACAACAAGCGCUCCACCAUCACCAGCCGGGAGGUGCAGACCGCCGUCCGUCUGCUGCUACCCGGCGAGCUGGCCAAGCACGCCGUGUCGGAGGGCACCAAAGCGGUCACAAAGUACACCAGCUCCAAGUGAGGACUUGGGACUGGAAACGCACCCGUUAACUUGGUUUGGUUGUACACCUGCAGCCGUGUUGGCUUCUAAUAAAGUCCCUUUACACGUGUAA
Molecule: messenger RNA, 525 nt
Organism: Doryrhamphus excisus (bluestripe pipefish)
Lineage: Eukaryota; Metazoa; Chordata; Actinopteri; Syngnathiformes; Syngnathidae
Gene: h2bk1
Product: H2B.K variant histone 1
Cellular component (GO): nucleosome
Molecular function (GO): protein heterodimerization activity; DNA binding; structural constituent of chromatin
Source: RefSeq, a predicted model, not a curated record